Messenger RNA from Bactrocera oleae (olive fruit fly), 3228 nucleotides. RefSeq names its product 3-oxoacyl-[acyl-carrier-protein] synthase, mitochondrial. Gene Ontology annotation, biological process: fatty acid biosynthetic process. Gene Ontology annotation, cellular component: mitochondrion. The record is from RefSeq and is a predicted model, not a curated record. NCBI's taxonomy places the organism in Eukaryota, Metazoa, Arthropoda, Insecta, Diptera, Tephritidae. Gene Ontology annotation, molecular function: 3-oxoacyl-[acyl-carrier-protein] synthase activity.
UGUUAUGUUGUAUUUUUGUCAAAUAACGAUAGUUACAUUGUGUUUGUAAGCUAAUAUACAUUAACAAAAAAGUGAAGAAAUAGGUAAUGUGUUAAUAUUGCAAAUUAGUAAAACUUUUAGAGCCACUGGACACAUUUACUCUGUUUGGGAGCCCCUGUCCUGUGUUCAGCUGUUUGAAAAUGAACAUUUGCCGGCUAUUAUGGCGUAACGACAGAAUACAUAUAUUUAUGAUAACAGAAAAAAUAUAUAACUAAAAAAAUGACUAGAACCAGUGGUUUCGCACAAAGAAUAAUAAAUUUACGGCUUCCUGGGGAACGUCGUUUUUACUCCACUGUAGCCAAUCAACCAUCACGUAGACGAGUUGUGAUAACCGGCACUGGCGCGGUUAGCCCUCUAGCGCAUAAUGUGCCGGAAGCUUGGUCACGUAUCUUAGCUGGCGAAUCUGCCAUCUCAAAGCUAAGUGACCAAUUCAAAGGUUUACCAUGUCAAGUGGCAGCGCAAGUACAACGGGAUCGGUUACCGACCGAAGAGUAUUUUAGUAAAAGUGAUUUAAAAUUAAUGAGCACGGCAACACAAUUCGCAAUAAUUGCAUCUGAAGAGGCGCUAUCUAGUGCCAAAAUGCAACCUAAAGAAUUAACAGAAGAACAACGUGAACGAUUUGGUGUCUGUGUUGGCAUGGGUAUGUUUGAUCUGACAGAAGUGUAUGGAGCUUGGCAACAAUUGCAACGAGGUUAUAAUCGUGUUAGUCCAUUUUUUGUACCUCGUCUUCUUCCCAAUAUGGCAUGUGGUCAUAUAAGUAUGCGAUAUGGCUUGCGUGGUCCAAAUCACUCGGUAUCGACGGCAUGCGCAACAGGGGCGCAUGCAAUUGGUGAUGCACUACGUUUUAUACGCAACGGAGAUGCUGAUAUGAUAUUGGCAGGAAGUGGUGAAGCCUGCAUAGAUCCUCUUGCUAUAGCUGGAUUUUGUCGUUUACGUGCGCUCAGUACAACACAUAAUGAUACACCUACGACGUCAUCGCGUCCAUUUGAUAAAAAACGUGAUGGUUUUGUAAUGGGUGAAGGUGCAGCUAUACUCGUACUCGAAGAAUUGGAACAUGCACGUAAGCGUGGUGCACCAAUAUUAGCUGAGCUUCUGGGUUAUGGCUUGUCGGGUGAUGCUUACCAUAUUACAUCGCCUAGUGAAGAUGGCACAGGUGCUACUUUGGCAAUGCAACAUGCUAUAACGGAUGCAAGAAUCCUGCCUACGGAUAUAACCUAUGUCAAUGCACACGCCACGUCAACCCCAACAGGUGACCGUAUUGAAUCACAUGCUAUAGAAAGAGUCUUCGGUGAACAUGUAUCACAAGUGCGUGUGUCAUCAACAAAAGGUGCCCAUGGUCAUUUGCUUGGUGCAUCAGGAAAUUUAGAGACUGUCUUUGUUGUGCAAGCAUGUGUGGACAACAAACUACCGCCUUCUAUUAAUAUUGAGAACUUGGAUGAAGAUAUCAAAGUGUCAAUAGUGCAAAAUAAAUCUGAGCAAUGGUGCAAUAACACUGAGGUGUUGCGCAUAGCUUUAAAGAAUUCCUUUGGUUUCGGUGGAACAAAUGCGUCACUUUGCAUUGGGGAAUAUCGUGAAUAAACCGAAUAAUGCAUUUAUAUAUUAUUUUCUUCUGUAAAAUAAAAAUUUCUACUUCUACAUGCAAUAUAUAUAGGAAUAAAUUUUUCAAAAAUUAAAACUUAAUAAAUAUUUAUAUUUUAAAUAAGAAUUUACUGUUAUAGAAAAUUGUUUAAAUCAAGUUAAUAAAGCUACAAAAUUUUUUUUAGGAAAACUUUCACUUCUUACAAUUUAUUUGGAAAACUUCAGUAAAAAUAUGUACAUGUAUGUUUGUUUACGGUGAAGUAAAUUAAUUAAAGAUGUGUCUAUAUUUCAUAUAUAUAUUAUUUAUUAGACAUCGUUCUGCAAUGCUCUUCCUUUUGCUUAAAUUAUAAUAGUUAUUACUUUAAAUUUGUUUAUGGGUACCUCAAUUUAUAUGUUUACCCAUUUUCUCUUACUUAAUUAGUUGUAGUAAUCGCUUCAUGUGUGCCAAUUUGAGGGAAUGCUUUUAUAUGCAUAAUAGGUUUUUCUGCAUAUUUAUGGCUGUGUAUUAGAAGGUUUGAGUUUUUCAGCAAAGGAAUAAAGAUAUACCAAAAACAUACACACAUAUAUUCCUAUAUUAUUGUAUUAAAAUGUAAUUAUCUUGUUGUAUUUUUUAAUCAACAGCGAGUGUUGUAGUUCUAAGUGGGAUGUUUUCUGCAGUCUAUUGUAAUAGUGUGUAAUUACAGAUGUACAUAUGUUUGUAUACGUAUGUAUGUACAUACAUAAUUAUGUGUCGGCGAUGUCGCACAAAACAAAUCCUUCAUCAAAUGUAUGUGCAUAAAUAAAUAUAUGCAGGUGUACAUAUUAUUUUACUAUUACUGCCACUGUGAUCACUAUAUAAGUUAUAUAAAAACUCAAAACUGCAUAACUUUCAUCUCUAAUAUAAUAUUAUUUGGCUUUAUAUUAAGUGACCUUACUAGUUUGUAUCUUAAUAUGAAUUCACACUACAACAUCACUUCGAUGCGUUGGCUUUUUACACAGGCAUUUUCCAAGACCCAUUAGUAAAAAGAUAUAGUUCAAAUAAGUUAUUGCACUACCCAUUAUUGAAGUCAAAAUUUUUCUAUAAAUAUUAGCAAAAAGCACAAAUAGAGAAUAAACAGUAAUCAAUAUCAAGUCAAAUAAUCACGUUAUUGGCUUAAAGUAAAAUAUGUAUUUUGAUCGUAAUAUAAUUUGCUACUAUAAGAUAAAUGACUUCUUAAUCUUAUUUGAAUGUGCAAAGCCAUUCAUCAAAACCCAAGCUUUAACUCAAAUGUAGAAACUUUUCAUGAAAUCGUGGAGCUUUGUACUCAACUAAUUGAACGACAAUUAGAAAUGAUAAUUGGCGAUGAUUGACUUUUAAAUGGAUGUUCCUUUUGACAAUCAUACUUUCAUAAUAAAAAAAAGAAUUUGCUAAUAUCGCUUUUGUUGAUGUAACAGCAAUUAAACAUUCCACAAGUAGUACUAUUAUUCCUUAACUGGAUUAAACCGUUUUUAAUUCCGGUUAUGAAAACCCAACGGUCGCUUUUGAUAUGAGUUUUUUUUUGUUUUAUGGACAAAAGAUAAAUGAAUAAUGACAAAAAAAAAAUUUCAUUACAAAUGUGAAACGCAACUGCAAUAUAUCAAAAAAAGCUAAAU